This is a messenger RNA of Tympanuchus pallidicinctus (lesser prairie-chicken), 1547 nucleotides long. It is a transcript of the gene GPR119, whose product is annotated as G protein-coupled receptor 119. The coding region runs from base 591 to 1541 and encodes 316 amino acids. Gene Ontology annotation, cellular component: membrane. The transcript has a single exon. Lineage: Eukaryota; Metazoa; Chordata; Aves; Galliformes; Phasianidae. Gene Ontology annotation, biological process: G protein-coupled receptor signaling pathway. The record is from RefSeq and is a predicted model, not a curated record. Gene Ontology annotation, molecular function: phosphatidylcholine binding; G protein-coupled receptor activity.
UAGUGCUUGGCUGGGCUGCUCAGCUCCCUGCCUGCCACCACAGCACUACCACUGGACAAGGAGGGGUGAUCAGGGCGUGAUCCUGUUGCUGAAAUGGACCACAGCGCCCAAGCAGGUCUCGUGGUUGCACUAGGAGAGAUGAUGGAGAGGCCGACAGCAGCAUGGGCUGCCCUGGAAUGGAAGAUGCUGAAACACCCUGUGCAGGGGGCUGCUGCCCUGCUGGUGGGGCAGAGAGCCGGGGGAGCCGGGGGAGCAGGAGUGGGCUGUUAGGGAGGAGAGUGGCGUCAGCCCAGCCUCACACUGCCUUCCUGUUGAGGGCUCUGAGCUCACCCUCCUGCUCUCGGGUUGUCUGGAAACGUGGCACGAGGGGAGGGACCUCCGUGGGCACAGCGGGUGCUGUGAGUGCAUCGGUCCCUUCUGGCACAGCAGAACUCUGCUCCGCAGCCUGAGGCACCACCUGGAGAGCGAGGUGCUGCGCUCACAGCCGCCCAUUGCCUGCUUACUGAGCUGUGCCUACUGAGAAGCCCCAGGUGAGGAGUGCUCCAGGGUCGUGCUGUGGACAUACCAUCUUUGGGUUGUGUUUGCCAGACAUGGCUCGCUUGGCUGUGGGAAUCAUCCUUGCUGUGCUGGCUCCGCUCAUCAUCGCCGCCAAUGUGCUGGUGGCCAUUGCCCUCCUUCGCCUUAUCUGGAAGACCGGCUACAAGGGACACUAUUUUGUCCUUAAUCUUGCUGCUGCAGAUGCCAUGGUUGGUUUGUCGGUUGUAGGUCUGGUCAGAGGGGAGUUCUUUGAGCACGUUCAUCCCAAGCAGACCUUCUGUGUCCUGCAAAUGGCUUUUGUGACAUCCUCUUCUGCUGCUUCUAUCCUGUCCCUGACCCUGGUCGCGUGUUACAGGCACCUGGCAAUCAGAAAGCCUUUCCGCUAUCACCAGCUGGUCACGGGCACGCGGGUAGCGCUGCACUUGGUGGUGCUCUGGCUGCUUGCUGGUAUCGUUGGCUUUCUCCCACUCCUUAUCCCAGGCUUUCGGAAGAUCUCCUUCGACGAAAAAUGCUCCUUCUUCAGAGUCUUCCAACUCAGCUACAUUCUCAUUAUCUCCUGCAUGGGUUUCUUUCCAGUCCUGUUUCUCUUCGUUUACCUCUACUGUGACAUGUUGAAAAUUGCCUCUGUGCACGUGCAACAAAUCCGGGAAGCGGAACGUGUGGGGCUGGCCAGGGGCAGCACCAGUGACAUGAAGGCCAUGCGCACCGUGGCCAUGCUGGUCGGCUGCUUUGUGCUGUCCUGGCUGCCAUUUUUCAUCGCUGGCAUCGUGCAAAUUGCGUGUACCAAGUGCUUCCAUUACAGAGUCAUUGAGAGCUACCUCUGGCUGUUGGGACUGUGCAACUCCCUCCUGAACCCCUUGCUCUACUCCUACCGGCAGAAGGACGUGCGGCGGCAGCUCUCCCAGCUGGCUGCUGAUGUGAAGAGGAAAGUCCUUCAUUUGGGGAAGGGUUGCUGUUUCCCCAGCAGAGGGACCGAGUCCAUUCCCGCUGUGUCGUGCUUGUAGCUCCAG